Molecule: messenger RNA, 525 nt
Organism: Pipistrellus nathusii (Nathusius's pipistrelle)
Lineage: Eukaryota; Metazoa; Chordata; Mammalia; Chiroptera; Vespertilionidae
Source: the annotation of a GenBank genome assembly
AUGAAGGCUUCCCUCUGGCUCCUGGGAACAGUGUUCCUCCUGAGCUCAGCACACACCCGAGGUCUCAGGAGAUGUCUGAUUGCCAUGGACAUGCGCCAUGUAGGAGAGAGCUUCCAACAAAUCAAAGGAGCCAUCCAAGCUCAGGACACCUUCCAAAAUGUCACCAUCCUGUCCGCAUCGGGGACCCUGCACAGCAUCAAGCCCUUAGAUGUGUGCUGUGUGACCAAGAACCUCCUGGCGUUUUACAUGAACAGGGUGUUCAAAGACCAUCAGGAGCUGAACCCUCAGAUCUUGAGAAAAAUCAGCAGCAUCGCCAACUCUUUCCUCUACAUGCAGAAGGUUCUGCAGCAAUGCCAGGAGCAGAGGCUGUGCCACUGCGGGGAGGAAGCCGCCAAUGCAACCAGAAUCGUCCAUGACAACUACAAUCAGCUGGAGGUCAGAUCUGCUGCCCUCAAGUCUCUGGGAGAGCUGGAUGUCUUCCUGGCCUGGAUCGACAGGAAUCAUCAAGGAACUCCUGCCUCCUGA